AUGUCACUGGCCCAACACGUAACACAGGCCGACGGCUUCGAGUCAGAUGUCCCUCGCAGAGAUAAUCAGUUGUCAAUCGCAGCGGAUGAAGAGGCUUCGCCAGUUGUAAACCCCAACAAACCAGAAUGGCAACGCAUGAGCUUCUCGCCAGCCUACUCAGCCCCUAAAAAAAAUCAUACCGCUGCGUACAAGGUUUCUGUUACGAAGCGAAUCGUGCAAGUAGUUACCGGCAUCGUAGCCUGUUGGCUAUGCGCUGGCAUCGUAUUUGGCUUCGCUGCACUCAAACCUGUCUUGAUUGCCAAUGGAGUAUACAGCGAGUUUUGUGACGGUAACAACGAGGACACUUUAUUCGGCUCCAACGACACUAGCCUUGUUCCUUGUGACGAGCAGGAUCUGCGGCUAAACCUCUUCUUUGUUGUUGCAUCCGUUACUGCAAAUGUAUCGUCACUUUUAGCUGGCUCUACUCUCGACAAGUAUGGCCGGCGCAUUUGUUGGAUCGCCGGUUGCCUGUUUCUGAUGAUGGGCAGUCUCCUGAUGGCGGCAUCAUUUUCAAUUUCCAAACUCGAUGGUUAUCUUGUUGCAAACGUGUUGCUUUCAUUGGGAGGGACAUUUAUUUUUAUUCCAAGUUUUCAGCUGGCAAAUGCUCUUCCAAAGUGUUCGGGGCUAAUCGUAGCUAUGAUCACGGGAGCGUUCGAUGCGUCAGCCGCUGUGUUUCUUCUGUAUCGUGUGCUUUAUGAAGCGACAGACGGCCGUUUUUCGAUCGAAAAGUUCUUUUUCGGCUAUGCUAUAGUACCCAUCUUGGUCCUCGUUGCUGAAAUAAGCUAUAUGCCAGCGCAAUCAUACCACACCAUUUCUGACCUCGAGCGCAAGAUUGCAAAAGCUCAAGAUGACCAAGAGGACGUCCAUGAGUCGGACCAAGACCUUCAAGAUACAGGGGAAUUGGCAAGAGUUCAAAGCGCUCGAGCGGCACGCCGUUUGGCCAAAUUGGACCAAAUCGAAACCGUUACCGGAGAUUCCGAAUGUCGUGAUGAACGGAGGAGGACGAAUGAGGAGCGGCAGACGGCUAGCGGUAUCUGGGGUGUCAUGCAUGGGGUCUCGACUCGACGGCAAUUACUCAGCCCCUGGUUCAUGCUCAUUCUCCUGCUAACUGCUCUCCAAAUGUUGCGUAUGAACUACUUCAUCGCCACUAUACGUGCUCAGUAUCGAUACUUGCUAGACUCGGAGGACCUGUCCGCAGAUGUCAACCGCUUUUUUGAUAUUGCUUUGCCAGUCGGAGGGGUCGUCACGACUCCAUUCAUAGGUAUCCUGCUCAACAACUUUAGUAUACCCACGAUCUUUAGCUUCAUAACCACGUCAAUCAUAGUCAUUGGCUUACUAAACUGUCUGCACAUUUUGUGGGCAGGCUAUGCCACUGUCGUCGGCUUCGUCAUCUUUCGACCAUUAUACUAUUCGGCUAUAUCGGACUAUGCAACUAAGGUCUUUGGCUACACUACCUUUGGGCGCAUCUAUGGCACCUUGGUAUGCGUUUCCGGAGUAAUUAACCUCGCGCAGUCAGGUCUUGACGCUCUGACACAUGCGGCACUUGAUGGCAAUCCUACUCCCAUCAACAUCGCCUUUACCGUAGCAGGAGCGUGUACUGGUGUGGUGCUGACAAUAUUUGUUACCACCAAGGCUCGUAUGCUCGCAGCUAGAGAUGGCACUAUGUUGAAAAAUCGUGGUGAACGCGGGCCGCUGGUUGUGGAGGAGCGAAGAGGAUACGGCAGCAGCGAAUAA
Molecule: messenger RNA, 1773 nt
Organism: Pochonia chlamydosporia 170
Lineage: Eukaryota; Fungi; Ascomycota; Sordariomycetes; Hypocreales; Clavicipitaceae
Product: MFS transporter
Exons: 3
Coding region: 1-1773 (590 amino acids)
Biological process (GO): transmembrane transport
Cellular component (GO): fungal-type vacuole membrane
Molecular function (GO): transmembrane transporter activity
Source: RefSeq, a predicted model, not a curated record